Telopea speciosissima is the source of this 2496-nucleotide messenger RNA. RefSeq names its product pentatricopeptide repeat-containing protein At4g13650-like. The coding region runs from base 1 to 2496 and encodes 831 amino acids. Gene Ontology annotation, biological process: RNA modification. Lineage: Eukaryota; Viridiplantae; Streptophyta; Magnoliopsida; Proteales; Proteaceae. The transcript has a single exon. The record is from RefSeq and is a predicted model, not a curated record. Gene Ontology annotation, molecular function: protein binding; RNA binding.
AUGGUUCAUGCGUACAUUUUGCGAACUGGGUUCAAAUCAGAUUUGUUGGUUUUCAACAAUCUUCUUCAUGUUUAUAUCACAGAUGGUCUUAUUUUGGAAGCACUGAAAUUGUUCUACAAAAUGCCUGAAAGAGAUGUUGUCUCUUGGAAUACCAUGAUUUCGGGACUUGUUGGUUCAGGUUUUAUUUAUGAGGGGUUUUCAAUUUACCGUGAAAUGAGAAGGGUUGGAAUCAUUCCCAGUCAGUCGAGUUUUGCUUCUGUUCUAGUUGCUUUGACUGAGAUGGGUAGUCUGGUUAAUUGCAGACAAAUACACGGAGAGUGUUUCAAGUAUGGGUUUUUUUCUAAUCUCCUUGUGGGAAAUGCCCUUUUGACAGCUUAUGUCAAGUGUGGUGACAUCAAGGGAGCAAGAGACAUGUUUGAUGGAAUGAAAAUUUUUGAUGAAGCUUCAUGUGAAAUCUUAUUAAGAGGUUAUCUUCAACUAGGUAGUUUCAGUGAUGCUUUUGAUAUAUUCCGAAGUUCUCAUUUAGUAGGAAUACCCGUUAGUUGUUUUGCACUCACUAGUCUUAUAAGCUUCUGUGGAAGCAGUGAGCUUAUUGAUAAUGGAAUGCAAAUUCAUGGGUACAUUGUUAAGGUCAGGUUGGACUCCGAUGUUUCUGUAGUGAAUUCUCUUAUUGCAAUGUAUGCAAGAUCAUACCUCUUAGAGGAAGCUACAUAUUUGUUUGAGGGGCUAAGCUGUCGUGAUAUUGUUACAUGGAACUCCCUUAUUGCAGGUUAUGCAUUGAACAGUGAAGGAGACAUAGGGAUGGGUCUUGUUGGAAGGCUUUUAUCUACUGGAAUGAGGAUGAAUGAAUCUACUUUCUCAAGUUUUCUCUCUUCUUCUACGACAUUAACUGUUCUUGAAAGUGCAAAGAAGGCACACGUUCUAAUACUGAAGUUGAGUGAAUCUAUAGAUCAAGUAAUCAUUAAUAUAAUACUUACUAUGUACUGUAGAUGUAAAAGUUUAAGCUAUGCUAGUAAAGUAUUUGAAGUGAUGGAGAGGGAUAUGAUAUCGUUCAAUCUUUUAACCGGAUUAUUCCGAGAUCUUGGUCAGCAUGGAGAAGCCAUUAGACUUUUCUGGCAGUGUCGGUUGGAGGGAUUCAACAUGGAUGAACUAAUGUAUUCAAGUCUCAUUUCUAGCUGCUCAAAGUUGGCUGCUUUAGAGAUUGGAGAACCGAUUCAUAGUUGUAUCAUCAAGACUGGUUUUGAGAAGGUCUUGCUCCUUAGAAACUCCCUCCUAGAGAUGUAUUCACAAUGUAGCAAGUUAAAGAGCAUGGAAAAAAUAUUCAGUGAAAUUGAUGGACCAGAUAUCUUCACAUGGAAUACAAUGAUUAUGGGAUAUGCCUGUUUUGGGUGUUUUGACCAAGCAAUCAAAAUUUGGGAAAAGAUGAUAGAGUUGAGUAUAGAGUUAAAUGAAUUCUCUUACUGCACAAUGCUAGAUAUAUGUGGCUACCUUGAGGAUUCAGUGACUGGAGAGCAUAUCCAAGCUCAGAUCCAAAAGUUGGGCCUUUUUUCUGAUACAAGCUUGAUGAAUUCUUUACUGACCAUGUAUGCUAGUUGUGGAUUGAUGGAUAAGGCAUCCAAAAUCUUCAAAGAGAUCCCUUGGACUGACUCUGUUUCAUGGAAUGCCAUUGUUUGUGGCUAUGCACAGAAUGGCUUCACUGAAGAAUCCCUCAGAUUUUACAUGUUAAUGAAUGAGAAUGGCUUAAGACCUAACCACAUGACAUUUGCAAGUAUUUUCAAGUCCUGUGCCACAUGCACAGACCUGAAGGUAGGGUUGCAAUUUCAUGCCCAAGUAAUCAUCAGAGGAUUUGAAUCUUAUAUUUUGGUCUCUAAUUCAUUUAUCAACUUGUAUGCAAAGUGUGGAGACAUCAAUGAUUCGUCCAGGAUUUUCCAGAAUACCAUAAACUAUAGAGAUGUGAUCACAUGGAACUCCAUGAUUUGUGGUUAUGCAUAUCAUGGGUGUGGAAGAGAAGCACUGGAUACAUUAUCAGACAUGAAAACCUCAGGCAAAAGACCGAAUUAUGUAACCUUUAUUGGUGUUCUUUCUGCGUGUAGUCAUGCCGGCCUUGUAACAGAAGCAGAGGCCAUAUUCAAAUCUAUGUACAGCGACUAUGGCAUUGUCCCAUGUGAGGAGCAUUAUGCGUGUAUGGUUGACAUUUUAUGCCGGGCUGGGAACUUAAGAGAGGCCAAAGAUUUGAUCGAAAGCAUGCCAUUCAGACCUUGCUCAUUAAUUUGGCGGACAUUGCUCAGCGCUUGUAGGAACAAUGAAAAUAUUCAGCUCGGGAAGGAAGUUGCAGAGAAAAUAAUGCAGUUGGAACCACUUGAUACAUCUGCUUAUAUUCUCCUUUCCAACAUCUAUGCUUCAGUAGAAAAGAUGGAGGAGAAGGCAGAGAUGAGGAGGAGAAUGAAGGAUAUGAAAGUGAAGAAAGAAACUGGGUAUAGUUGGAUUUGGAGUUGA